Messenger RNA from Carassius gibelio (silver crucian carp), 1725 nucleotides. Its product is annotated as odorant receptor 131-2-like. The record is from RefSeq and is a predicted model, not a curated record. Lineage: Eukaryota; Metazoa; Chordata; Actinopteri; Cypriniformes; Cyprinidae. Gene Ontology annotation, cellular component: membrane. The coding region runs from base 560 to 1519 and encodes 319 amino acids. The transcript has a single exon. Gene Ontology annotation, molecular function: G protein-coupled receptor activity. Gene Ontology annotation, biological process: G protein-coupled receptor signaling pathway.
CAAUGAUUAACUGCCUUUAACUAUCAUUUUGCAUUAUUGACACACUGUUUUCCUAAUGAAUGUUGUUCAGUUGCUUUGACGCAAUGUAUUUUGUUUAAAGCACUAUAUAAAUAAAGGUGACUUGACUUGACUUUCUGGACAUGGACAGUAUACCGUACAUACAUUUUCAAUGGAGGGACAGAAAGCAUUCGGACUAAAUCUAAAAUAUAUUAAACUGUGUUCCGAAGUUGAAUGGAGGUCUCAUGGGUUUGGAACGACAUGAGGGUGAGUCAUUGAUGACAUAAUUUUAAUACUUGGGUGAACUAACCCUUUAAAUCUAAUUUUUUUUUUUUUUUUUUUUUUUUUGUCAGAAUCAUCCCAAAUAAUGAAAUUAGUAUUCAGAUCAUAGAAACAUCUACACUGAUGACAUAUGAGGUUCUGUAAACAAUAUAAGGCUCAGCCCAUCUAAAGCUCUAUAAAAACAGCACAAAGGGAGGAGAGCUAGGAGGUUCACUCCAUUUGCCUUGAAGCACGUCACAACCUACACCUUCUGACUUUUUUAUGGCUUAUUUUUGCUGUCAUGAUGAACUUAACCGAAAACAACAAUUUGAGCAACACAUUUUAUUUGAAAGCAAUGAAUGAGAAGCCUUUGGUGGUGCAGGUGCUGGUGGGGAUUCUUCUCUAUGUGAACGGACUGAUGAUUUUCACUUUUUUGAAGAAAGAGGCCUUCAGGGAAACACGCUACAUUCUGUUUGCUCAGACUCUUUUUGUUGACACUGUUCUUAUGCUGUUGAGUGAUUUAACCCUCAUGAUGUCAUUUUACCAGUACCCUGUGCAUAUAAUUCCUUGUUAUAUCUUCUGUACACUUAUGUUUUUGCUCUAUGUUUGUUCACCCCUCACUCUUGUCGCCAUGUGUUUGGAGCGCUAUGUAGCAAUAUGUAUGCCUUUAAGACAUUCUAGCAUCUCCACCCCUAAAAAUACUUUUAUAGGGCUUCUCGUCAUAUGGAGUGUCAGUUUUGUCAUUCCAUUGUUUAUUUUAAUUGCCUCUUUUUGUUAUAUUCCUCCUGGUGUCUCUCACCAAUAUGUUGUGUGUAGUGUGGAAAUCAUGUUACAGGUAAAAUGGCUGGCAGACAUGAGAGCGAUUAGUCUGCAACUCUUAUUCAUCAUGAUGUUUUGUAUUAUUGUCUCCACUUACUUCAAGAUUAUACUGGCGGCCAGAUCUGCCUCAACCGAGAGAAAGAACUCCACAAAUAAGGGUCUCAAAACUAUAAUUCUCCAUGGUGUUCAGCUGCUUCUGUCUAUGAUGCAGCUUAUAACUCCUUACAUAGAUAUGCCUUUAUGGAAAGUAGAUUUUAUGCUAUUUGUGAAUGUAAGAUACUCAAAUUUCAUCUUGUUUUUGAUCUUGCCUCGUUGUUUGAGUCCCCUAGUUUAUGGAUUACGAGACAAAAAGUUUUAUAAUGCUCUUAAAUAUUAUGCUUUUUGUGGCAUUUUAGUUUGUAAUAAGCACAAAAUAAGAGACAGUAAACCUUCAGAAGUGUAGUAAGUAUUUCCAUACACAACUAACCCAUUUGUGCCGAAAUUAUUCUGAAUCGUUUCAUGCAUAUAGUCAUGUUAAUAGUGUCCUAUGUGAACAUGUUCUGCAUUUAUUUACCACAGUUUUUUUUUCUUCUUAAAACUCAUAUUUGAAUGUGCAGCAACUAUAGUGAGCAAAUAUGUUGUAUGUACCCCUUGAAUGUCAAAUUUGAC